AGAUGGCAGAACAUUCCGGGCAGGAUGUGGCAGAACUCAGAACCGGGAGGAUCUACUGUAUAGUAUACAGCAUCAGUUCAGUGCGUGAUAGUGUGAUUUGGGGUGCUUGAAACUCUCUACAAUGGCUAUUAAGUUUGGAGGCCGGCCUCAGUCAUAUGCCAAGCAGCUCGAGACUUACUUUUCAUUUGUUCCUGAACUUGCAGCAGUCUCCAGUGACAAUCUCAAAGGUCCCGAAUCAAUUGAUGAUAUUGAUGCUGAAAAAAAUGGCGGACACAGAUUUGCCUCGGACUGGGAUGUGGAUGGGAAGGAGGAUUUAGAAGGGAGAGCGUUCGACUUUGCAGAACUGCAGCGCGUUGACAAGGGAUUAGUGCCUGCAGCAAUAGAGGAUGAGAUUAUGGUCACAAAUAAUGCAAACGAAGAUGGGACUUGGAAUAUUGAUUCCAUCUUGCUAUCGAGUGGUCUUACAUCUAUGUAG
Suillus subalutaceus is the source of this 475-nucleotide messenger RNA. RefSeq lists its product as uncharacterized. Bases 122 to 475 code for a protein of 117 amino acids. Lineage: Eukaryota; Fungi; Basidiomycota; Agaricomycetes; Boletales; Suillaceae. The transcript is spliced from 2 exons. The record is from RefSeq and is a predicted model, not a curated record.